AUGAAAGCCAAAUAUUCUACAACGUUUUGGACAAAUGUUAGUUCUUUUCUCAAUCAAAAUGACUUGCUAAAUCUCGCUCAGACAUCUAAAUUCUUCAAAGAAGAGAUCUCAAAGCCAAGGUUAUACCAUACUAUACAUAUUAAAGAGAAUCCGAUUAUGAGGAGCGAAGUUCGGCAUCUUGAUUCUGGAAUUACUUAUGUCACGGGUUAUAGAGGUAUUGUGAAGACAAAUAAUCAAAAUGAUAUUUUUCUUUAUGAUAAGAUUGAACGUUUACUAGAGAAUUCUUCAUGUCUAGACCUUAUUAAGAGACUAACUAUAGAAAGUGGUCUUUUUCAAGACGAAAAUUCUGGAUUGCAAUUGCUGACGCAGUUAUUAGACAGGCUUAUCAGGAUUGGAAAUAUCGAAAGGCUAAUUAUUGAGGAUCAAAAGCUCUUUGACAUAUAUUACGAGCGUAUGUUACAUUUAGAUCAUCUCCAGGAAAUAUGUCUACUAAAUUUUGAACAUCUAGAUAGAGUAGCCUCGUUGAAAAAUUUGAAGAAAAUUACAUUUACUUUUCAAAGUUCUGACGUGACAAGUAUUCAUAUUGAUGAAGAGCAGAAGAAACGUUUGACUGCAGGCUUGGAAACCCUUACUCUUAAUAUGGCAGACUCCUCUAGUCUAUAUUUAACACAGUUCUUAGACUCUCAGGGUUUCAGGUUCCACAAUAUUCGCUCUCUCAAAUUUAAUCAUAUUCAUCAGCUGAGUGAUAAGAAAACGUCCUUUCAAGAAGUAGACAUUGAUCAUAUUAAUAGUAUUUUUAAUUUCGGACAAUUAACGCACCUAGAAAUGGAAGUUGGCUGCGAAAAUAAUGGAUGUGUCUGCUUGGACGAAUUUUUAAUGGCCCUCUCGCCAACGUUGCGAAGCCUUAAUAGUUUAGGAGUAAGACAAAAUCCUUCCAAAAAGAACCACUCCCAUUAUUCUGAUGAACAAUGGGACUUAUCCAUCUGCAAAUUCAUUUUAAGUAUACCAAAUGUAGAUAGUAAUCUGAAAUGUUUGAGUGUUCGACACCGACCACCGUAUAAUGGCAUUGGUGAGGACACAGUUGAAGGGAAUUAUAUUCGUAGAAGGAGGCUGUUUGAAGAGAUGUUACCGCACCUCCAAUAUUUGGAAAAACUCAUUGUGCCUAAAAUGCUGCAAUCUGUCAGCGCAUAUGAGAUAUUAGUUUGUGAUCUAUUGUGGAAUGGAUGUAAGUGUAGCCAUUGUAAUCAUUUUCUACCCAUAAUUGAUGAAUAUAUGAUGAACCAUCAGAUACGUCAGAGAAAUAGGCAGAAACAUGAGGAUAUGCUUCCCAAUAACCUUUUUGCAUAUGUUGGAAAUGCACUGGCGCGACGUUUCCCAAAAGACAGUGGUUGGGACAUUGAACUUUUAGACGCAGCGCCUGCACAUUACUUUUGGAACUUUCAUGGUUAUGAGGACAUACAACACUUUAAAGACUAUGAUUGCUAUUUUAAUGCGCAGUUUUUUCAAGCUUUAACAAAGUGCGUCGCUCAUUUUUUUGACGGAUACAUGUCAUUUGUCGUCCAAUGUUUACCAUCUCUAAAGUGUGCUCUAUUGUCAGGCAUCUAUUACGAUGUUAGCGGUUACUAUUUCAAGUCAAUUUACGAUUAA
Kazachstania africana CBS 2517 is the source of this 1647-nucleotide messenger RNA. It is a transcript of the gene ROY1, whose product is annotated as Roy1p. The record is from RefSeq and is a predicted model, not a curated record. NCBI's taxonomy places the organism in Eukaryota, Fungi, Ascomycota, Saccharomycetes, Saccharomycetales, Saccharomycetaceae. The coding region runs from base 1 to 1647 and encodes 548 amino acids. The transcript has a single exon.